This is a messenger RNA of Marchantia polymorpha subsp. ruderalis, 1431 nucleotides long. The record is from the annotation of a GenBank genome assembly. NCBI's taxonomy places the organism in Eukaryota, Viridiplantae, Streptophyta, Marchantiopsida, Marchantiales, Marchantiaceae.
GAAAUCUCAAGGCUCGGCGACGAAGGGCGGAUUGACCUUCAGUCUCGGAUCGAUUGAGCGAUUGAGCGAUCAAUCAUUGGACCAAUCCGUCGAUCUGAUACUUUCGUGCCUUCCCAGCCGCUUCUGAGACGAAGAUCGAUCCGUUCCUGUCGGGGGGAUUUCACCAUUGAAUGUAUUUCGUUACCCGUGCAUUGAGAAACGACAACAUCCACCAGAACCAUGGACGGUGUGGUGCUGCGUCGAAUUAUUCCUUCAGAUAACAGUUGCUUGUUUAAUGCCAUCGGGUAUGUUAUGGAACACAACCUAAGUAAGGCGCCAGAGCUGAGACAAGUUAUUGCCGCAACUGUAAUCAGUGAUCCAGUGACGUAUACUGAGGCCUUCUUGGGCAAGCCCAAUGAAGAAUACUGCCAGUGGAUAUUGAAUCCUGAUAAAUGGGGAGGUGCAAUUGAAUUAGCUAUCUUAUCUGAUCACUACGGACGUGAAAUUGCGGCGUAUGACAUUCAAACCACACGAUGUGAUCUAUAUGGCCAGGGCAAAGGGCUGAAUGAGCGUGUGAUGGUAAUUUACGAUGGUCUACAUUACGAUGCUCUUGCAAUGGCUCCUUUUGAAGAGGCACCGAUGGAAGUCGACCAGACUAUCUUCAAUGUCGAUAAGCAUGGUCAGAUAGGCAUCGCAGCAAAGUUAGCUGAAAGAUUGGUAGAGGAAUCCCACAGAGCUCGGAAGUUUACCGACACAGGCAACUUCACCCUGCGAUGUGGUGUGUGUCAGAAGGGAGUUGUGGGACAGAAGGAGGCGGUUGAGCAUGCGAAAGUUACGGGGCACACCAACUUCCAGGAGUACAGAUAGUUCUGAACACCAUUUUUAUGUCUCUAUGUAUACUCGUUUGCCCUGAAGGACCUCAAAAGCUUCAAUCUUAUGAUCAGUUGCGUUUACUUCCUCAUUUAUUUCCACUAGAUACUCCGAUAAAUCAAUGGUUCGGUUGAUUUUCGCCCUAGAUUAGAAAGCUACCGUCAUGACUUGGUGUACCAUCAUCUUUUUUGACCGUACAUGAAUCAACCAGUACCAAUGGAUGGUUCCUCCAGAGGAAUUGAGUUAUUUGGCCGAACAAAGUGCGCGACGAUUCUCACACCGAUAUUAGUUCAGUUUAUUAUAUUCUACACUUCGAAGACGACUGCUUAGUCAAGAUGCGUAACGUUCCUGGAAUAGGUCAACACUGCGCUCAUGACUUCUGCGGAAUGAAUAUUCGUGGCCUCAUCAGUGACUGAUGCAAUUCGUACCACAUGUGUUUCGAUGAGUACUAGGGCGUAGAAAUGCUCGCCACGGUGCCAAUCUGGUCUUCGGCAAAGUGUACCACCGUGGACAUCUAGUCUGGGCUGGAAACUAAACUCGAUUGAUUUCCAUUAGCUGAAUGAGCUCCAAAUGCGGAAAACG